UUUGGUUGGCCACUGAGAGUAUACAUUAUGUAACAGGAAGUUGCUGAAGAGCGCUUAAAAGGCAGGCAGCAUGAAUUUAGACAGCAAAAUCUCAGUGCACUCAUGGAGUACACACUGGCUAUCAUACUGCUCUUCUUCUUAGCAGGACCAUGUUUGUCCUUGCAUGGACAGAUUUCAUCUCACUCAAAUGUUGGAGCAGGAAAACAAAGAAGAAGCUACUCUGAUGGCAUUGAAGAAAACACUCCAAUUGCAAUGGAUAGGAUCAUAGAUGUAAAUGACUAUCAAGGUGUCAUUUCUGUGGAUGGCACUAACCUUAGAGAAGGAGAUAUUGCUGUGUCCGGUAGGAGCCAGAAGAACUGUUUUGCCAGGAGCUGCCUGUGGACUAAAUCUGUGGAUGGAAAAGUGUACAUUGCAUAUUCACUCUCUCAUGCAUACAGCGAGGAAGACGUAAAGAGCAUUAAGAAAGGCAUGAAGCUCAUUGAACAGGACACUUGUGUGCGCUUUGUGCCUAGAACUCACCAGAGGGACUACUUGGAUAUUCAGCCCAAAACUGGGUGCUGGUCAUAUCUUGGAGCACGUGGUGGUCGACAAACCAUUUCCCUCCAGACGCCCGACUGCACCGGGUCGGGGGUCACGGUCCACGAGCUAAUGCACGCCCUGGGUUUUGUUCAUGAGCAAUCCCGAGCUGACCGGGACAAGUAUGUCACCAUCAUGUGGUCCAAUAUAUGGAAAGACCGGCUGAGAAAUUUUGAAAAGUUUAAAACAAACAACCUGGACACCCCCUACGACUACGGCUCUAUCAUGCACUUUGGAAAAUAUGCCUUCUCUGAGGACGGAGAACCUACUAUUGUACCAAAAAGGAACUGGAAUGUGAAGAUUGGACAGAGAUUUGGACCCAGCGACUUGGAUAUAAUGAAGAUUAAUAGAAUGUAUAAAUGUAAUAUGUAAUAAAAUCCAUGUAGAGUAAUGAAUGAUCCAUCACAUGACUAAAAAUCUGACAUUAUUAAUGCAUGAAUGCCAUUACUGCUUUUAACAUUUUAACAUCAUAUCAGGAAUUGUGAAGAUAAUUGCUAAUUAAAUAUAAUAUUUAUUAAGAAUAUUUUUUGUAACCUGCUGUUUCAGUUAUAUCCGUCCACCUUAUUAUUCAACACAGAAGAAUAACUUCCGGUUGAUUUGCCGCAAUAGGGAAAUAAUAAUAAGAAUAACAAUGUGCACUAAAUGGUAAAACUGUUUGUACUACAAAUCAAGGUGUUUAUAAUUAAGAUAAUGCAUUAAAAUAAUAUGGUAAGACACACUUUGCAAUAUCAAGCAGCAAAAACAUAAGGUGGAUAUUCUUUCUUAUUCUCAUUUUGACGUCUUGAUGCCUUAUAUAAACAAAUUACAUCAAUAAACUUGUUCAUAAAUA
Messenger RNA from Labeo rohita (rohu), 1405 nucleotides. It is a transcript of the gene hce2l2, whose product is annotated as hatching enzyme 1.2. The transcript is spliced from 8 exons. Lineage: Eukaryota; Metazoa; Chordata; Actinopteri; Cypriniformes; Cyprinidae. Bases 103 to 948 code for a protein of 281 amino acids. Gene Ontology annotation, molecular function: zinc ion binding; metalloendopeptidase activity. The record is from RefSeq and is a predicted model, not a curated record. Gene Ontology annotation, biological process: proteolysis.